CCCUUUGGUGAUUCCGUAGCUGUUGCUGUCACCAGCAUGGCGAGCUCCGGUAGUGUAGCGAUGGAUGGGGACUUCAUGAGACAUGCUGAAUAUACACCAAAAUCCACCGUGCAGAGUGAGACAGAUAUUGACAAGCGCCUUGCCAGCACUCUGAUGGCAGUGGGACUGGGUGUUGCUGCGGCAGGGUUUGCAGGUCGAUAUGCAUUCCAUUUAUGGAAGCCUCUGGGUCAGGUUAUCACAGAAGCUGCCAAGAAGGUACCCACUACGUCAUUUUCUGCAUAUUACAAAGGUGGAUUUGAGCAGAAGAUGACCAGACGGGAAGCCAGCCUUGUUCUCGGGAUCAGUCCAACCAGCACUAAGGCAAAGAUACGGGAAUCCCACAGAAGGAUCAUGGUCCUAAAUCAUCCGGAUAAAGGUGGAUCCCCGUAUUUGGCAGCCAAGAUCAAUGAAGCAAAAGAUCUGCUUGAGUCUGGCCCUCGACGCUGACCCAGCAGAGUUACAUCUACUUCAGUGCCGCCAGCUCACCCAUGAGCCUCCACAAGUCACCGUCUUUCUCCUUGUUUUUCUGCCAUAAAUCAGUCGACUCAGUAUAUUGUGCUCCGUUCUAUCUGCCACUUUUCCUUACCGCCACUUUAAUGCACGUCUUGAAAGGUUGAUCCUUCAUGUUAAAGGAUCUUCACUCUGUCCAUGUGAAAUAUCUCACUGUAAUCUUUAUUAUUUAUUGAGGUGACUUGUGUAAUGUUUAACGUCUGCUAAGAAAUCUGGUGGAUGUAUCAUGUCAAAUGGCUAACAAGCCCAAAGUAUUUCCCCUAAUCCACAGGGACUAGUCUAUGGAUGUGGUGUUAAGUUAUUUUAGCUCUCUGAAUAAACAGUUUCACAAAUCUGG
This is a messenger RNA of Pimephales promelas (fathead minnow), 886 nucleotides long. It is a transcript of the gene dnajc15, whose product is annotated as DnaJ heat shock protein family (Hsp40) member C15. NCBI's taxonomy places the organism in Eukaryota, Metazoa, Chordata, Actinopteri, Cypriniformes, Leuciscidae. Gene Ontology annotation, biological process: protein import into mitochondrial matrix. The record is from RefSeq and is a predicted model, not a curated record. Gene Ontology annotation, cellular component: PAM complex, Tim23 associated import motor. Gene Ontology annotation, molecular function: ATPase activator activity.